AUGUUCUCUUUUUCAGUGAAAACCAAGGGUUUCAGUGGAUUGCUCAUCAAAUAUGCCCUUGUGACCGCGGUCAUAGCCAUGAUUGUCAGAUUGAUCUUGUCUGUGGACGAACUGGCAAGAGAUGAGAUACCCGAGUUCUCGUUGAAGGCGCAUCCAUUCGUUCCGCCAAAGUCUUCGGACAGUCGGUCACCCUGUCCCGCCCUAAAUGCGCUCGCGAAUCACGGCUUCCUGCCGCAUGAUGGACGAAACAUCACGCGGAAAGACUACGUCCACGCCCUGCGCGAGGGUUACAGUCUCUCACUGCCCUUGGCCAUGCUCCUCACAUAUGGCGGGCACAUCGUGCUGGAGCAAUACUCCGUGCUGACACUAUCGGAUCUUGCACGACACAACUUCAUCGAACACGACGCCUCUCUGGGCCACUACGAUGCCAUCGGAACCGAGGAGUACGCGCCGAUCAAGGCCAGUGCGCAGCUCAUCCGAGAGCUCAUCGCCGAAUCCUCGGACGGCGAGGUCAUGACCAUGGAAGACUUCGCCCACGCGCGUGUCCGCCGGGAAGCCAACUACAGGCACCCGCUCGACGCGAUCCACGAGGAGAUUGCGCGCGGUGAGAUGUCGAUGGUUCUCGGGAUCUUCGGACGAGGCAACGAGACUGUGCCUGUCCGGUGGAUAGAGGAGUGGUGGCUCAACAGCACCUUCCCUAGCGAUUGGGCACCGACCCAUCAACAGACGUUGUUGAUGGCGGUUCAAGGAUCGCAAAAACUCAGGCGUCUCAUGCGAGACAUUCGCGCAGCAGCUAAAAGCGGGUAA
Messenger RNA from Laetiporus sulphureus 93-53, 807 nucleotides. RefSeq names its product Cloroperoxidase. The transcript has 3 exons. The coding region runs from base 1 to 807 and encodes 268 amino acids. Gene Ontology annotation, molecular function: peroxidase activity. The record is from RefSeq and is a predicted model, not a curated record. NCBI's taxonomy places the organism in Eukaryota, Fungi, Basidiomycota, Agaricomycetes, Polyporales, Laetiporaceae.